Molecule: messenger RNA, 567 nt
Organism: Aspergillus ruber CBS 135680
Lineage: Eukaryota; Fungi; Ascomycota; Eurotiomycetes; Eurotiales; Aspergillaceae
Exons: 2
Coding region: 1-567 (188 amino acids)
Source: RefSeq, a predicted model, not a curated record
AUGGCUUGGGAAUCAGUAAUCAGGACCACACUGUCCAUCCUCUACCUGAUCCUAUAUCCUCUGGUUUACGCGCUAUGCGGGAUUCUUAAGCUAUUACAACUACUGGCCACUCCAUUUAUGAGUCUGAGUCUCAGUGUCCUUCAUCUCUCCCUCUGGCCUUUCAGAUUCCUUGCAAGAUUCGAGGUAAUCUUCAUAUACCUAGCAAUGGCCAUAAUUAUUGGCGCAAUUUCAGGCUUGGUUAUAUAUUGCAUCUGUGCUUUCACCGUGGACUAUCUUCCUGGUUUUGUCCUAGAUUCAUCACGGUCUCCUUCGCUAUCAAGAGAGCAUCCAAAAGAGAAAGCUCGCCAGCCGAAGACUGAGCUGGAAAGUUGGAGUCUUUCUGAUAUCCCUUCUUACAAGUACGGAAUUGUGCCCAGUGACUACUAUGCAAGAUGGGGUGAUCGAAAGGACGCCGGGCCGCUCUCUUCGACGAUUCUGGAGGAAGAAGAGUCCGAACGGGAGUUUAAUGACAGCCUUGGACAUGGAUAUAAACGGGGAAAGAAGGAAGAUGUCUCUUUAUCGGAUUGA